Molecule: messenger RNA, 2348 nt
Organism: Phalaenopsis equestris
Lineage: Eukaryota; Viridiplantae; Streptophyta; Magnoliopsida; Asparagales; Orchidaceae
Product: pentatricopeptide repeat-containing protein At3g50420
Exons: 1
Coding region: 49-2157 (702 amino acids)
Biological process (GO): RNA modification
Molecular function (GO): RNA binding; protein binding
Source: RefSeq, a predicted model, not a curated record
UUAUCGGAACCUAUCCCACUUUUAAUUUCCAUUUUGCCCGAACACAAAAUGACGAAAAUAGCCUCCAUCAGUUCGAUGCUGACCUCCCCCAACAAUUACGACGUCUCCUUCGCAACAGUUGCUGAAUCUCUCCGCCACCUCCCGUCAUCUGAAUCUCUACGCAAAUGCCGUCAGCUUCACGCUCUCAUUCUCACGUACUUCUUCUCCCCCUCCUCCUCUCUCCUUUUUCUCUUCAACAACCUCCUUUCGACAUACUCCAAAUGCGGCUCACUACAAGACGCACACAAGCUGUUCGAAACAAUGCCUGAACGUAAUAUUGUCUCGUACAAUUGCAUAAUCUCCGCCUAUUCCAAGUUUUCUAGCCACGUCACUUCUUGCAUGCAUCUAUUCCGUGACAUGGCAGCAGUCGGCAUCACGCCCAACGCCUUCACCUUCUCUGCUCUUGCACAUGUCCUCCAUAACCAUCGAGCUGGCAGCGCCAUUCACGGCCGUGUCAUUGUUUUGGGAUUUUACGACAAUGCGUUUGUAAAGACGUCUCUUUUGAGAAUGUACUUGGGUUGUUUGUGCUUGGAAUCGGCAGAGAGGGUGUUUGACGAGAUGGCUGAAAGAGAUGAGAUAGCUUGGAACUCCAUGCUCUUCGGUAGAUUGACAGGUUGUGAGAUUGAGCAUGCACUGCAGCUUUAUCGAGGCAUGGUACGAGAAGGAUUAGAUUCUACCCCGUGUACGUUGACGAUGCUUCUGACUGUGUGCAGGAAAGCGGAGGACUUGAAUGCAGGACGGCUCGUCCAUGGGCACGUUGUUAAAUGCAAGUACCCACCUGAUACUCCAUUGCUGAACGCGCUGAUUGAUAUGUACGCAAGCUGUGGGGAUGUGAGAACGGCUGAGUUGGUGUUUGAAAGAAUUGAUGAACCAUGUUUGGUGUCUUGGAAUUCCUUGAUCGCUGGUUUUUCAAGUAAUUGUGAUGGGGACAAGGCUAUGGAUGCUUUUGUGAGACUAAAGUUGAUGAAUUGCUUAGAAAAGCUUCAACCCGAUGAUUUCACUUUUGCCGCUGUUGUUUCUGCCACUGCUGGUUUUCCUUCACUGUUCUAUGGGAAGCCUCUUCAUGCUGAGAUCAGUAAAACAGGAUGGGCAGAGAGUGUUUAUGUCGGACAGACAUUAAUUGGCAUGUACUUCUUGAAUAGUGAGCCAUUGUCAGCCGAGAAGAUAUUUGGUUGUGUUCCUCAGAAGGAUGUGGUCAUAUGGACUGAGAUGGUGGCUGGAUAUUCAGGGCUGGGAGAUGGUGAAAUGGCCAUACAAUAUUUCUCUAGUAUGCUAGUGGAAGGACAUGAAGCUGAUAGCUUUUCACUCAGCAGCGCUAUAAAAGCAACUGCUUUUCUUACUUCACUGAGACAGGGUGAGAUGUUUCAUGGUCUGGUGGUAAAAGGUGGAUAUGGAGGAAAUUCAGGUGUUUCUGGAGGUCUAGUGGAUAUGUAUGCAAAAAACGGUAGUCUUGAAAGUUCGAAAUUAAUGUUCGAUACAAUUAGAAGGCCUGAUUUAAUUUGCUGGAACUCAAUUAUUGGAGGAUUUGGUAAUGUGGAAAGUGAGCUGCAGCCGGAUUACAUCACCUACAUCUCAUUGCUUUCUGCCUGUAGCCAUUGUGGACUGCUUGAGAGAGCCAGGUUUUACUGGUUUUGUAUGAUGACUGAUGGUAUCAUACCAGGGCUGAAGCACUAUACAUACAUGGUAAACUUGCUGUGUAGAGCGGGACUAUUGCGAGAAGCAGAAGAGAUGAUCAUGGAUUCAACCUUUGGAAACAGCUCCUCUGAGUUAUGGAGAAUUUUGUUGAGCUCCUCCAUUGUUAGCAAGAAUUUGGACAUGGGUAACCAUGCAGCUAAGCAGGUGUUAAGUUUCGAGCCAAAUGAUCUACCCACACACAUAUUACUUUCAAAUCUUUAUGCGUCGAUCGGUAGUUGGGAUGACGUGGCUCAAGUGAGAAGAAAGAUAAGAGGUCUAUUUGUUGAGAAGGAGCCUGGGUUAAGCUGGAUUGAACUUAAAGAUAUGGUUCAUGUUUUUUCUGCUGAUGAUGACUGCCAUGUACAAAUUGAUGAGUGCCGAAAAGUACUGCUUAGAUUGCAGCGAAAUUUGGAAGCAUCACAUCUUAUCAACAUUUUUUUCUAAUUAGAAGUGCAGCUCAUCUUUCAUUAUAUUUGAAUGUGGUGAAGCAGAACUUUCCUAUCUUUCUUUAGAUUGGACCCUGUACAUGUAUAAAUGAAAACCUGCUGUAGGGCAGCGAACCCAGUUAGAGGCUAUGGAUCAUAAAGAAUAACUCUUCACUCACUAGAAAAGGACAACAUAAUACCUCAACCAAC